AUGGAGAGACCGAGAUACAGCAGAAAACUAUCGUCGUCAUCCGUGCACCACAAGCGGUCGAGCUCGAGAAAACAAAGAGGAAGACGCUCGUCGUCGUCGCACUCUAUUGUUCGGCCACUUUCUGGGGAAUGGCCGUUAUCGGACGAGCAGAGCUUCGAGGCAGACUUUUACGAGAGUCGCGCCACCCUCGACAACUCUCUGCCGUUGGACUAUUUUAAACAGGACCUUUUGGCCGUGAUCCAGAGCCUUCGCAUACCCAAAUGGCGCAAAAUCCCCAUCACAGAGUCGUCUUUGCAAGAGCUGGAGUUGCAGCGGAUCAGCGGGGCCCUCACCAACUGUGUGUACAAGGUCACCUACAAAAACUACUACCCGUUGCUUCUGAGACUUUACGGUGCAAAUGUCGACAAUAUCAUCGACCGGGAGUCCGAGUUGCUCACGUUGCAACGACUCUCGCAGCGAAACAUUGGACCCAAGCUACUUGGAUGUUUCUCCAACGGCCGGUUCGAGGAGUUCCUUAACAACUCCAUCACUCUCAACAAGGAACAGAUCAGAGAGCCCAAGGUGAGCCGCAUGAUUGCCAGAAGAAUGAAGGAGCUGCACAACGGUGUUCCGUUGGAAUCUAACGAGAAAUUACAAGGCCCCAAGGUCUGGGCCCUCAUCACCAAAUGGGUGCGUUUGGUUGAUGACAUGGUGAAGGACUCCUCGGAGGAGGAUCAGAUUAAGGUGUUCAUGACUUCGUGGGACAACUACAAGAGAAUCAUUGCAAGCUACCAAGACUGGCUUUACCAGAGCUACGGCGGACGGAUCCACGUGGAUGAGAAUCUCAAGUUCUGUCACAACGACACCCAGUAUGGAAACUUGCUGUUCUACAACAAGUACGACCAGCCGUCUAUAGAGGAGGACGACUCGGACGUGGACUCAAUGGCACUUGACGAGUCGCUGAUUAAGAAAGCCUCAUCUCUGUCGAUCUCCACCGCCGACACCGUUCCGCUGGUCACGGAUCUUAACUACAAGGACGACAAGAAACUUGUUGUGAUCGACUUUGAGUACGCCGGACCUAAUAUGCCUGCCUACGACAUCACCAACCAUUUUAGCGAGUGGAUGGCCAACUAUCACACGCUCGACUCCUUCCGACUCCAGGUCCCACGGUAUCCAAGCAGAGAGGAACGGAUCAACUUCUUGAACACGUACGUGAAUUACGUGCCUGGAUCGCAGACACCAAUGCUGGUUCCACAGCACGGAGGUUCCGGCGUGGCCAUGACACCGAACUUUUUGAAACAGCGCUCGUCCUCCGUCGUCAACCUCAAGGAAAGCGACUUGCCAGCACAGGUGAUCAAGCUGUACAACGAAACGAUCAUCUGGCGUGCCUCCAACUCGAUCUUCUGGACUCUAUGGGGAGUCAUCACCAAAGGAUCCGUGUCUAAUCACCAACAUUCGCAGGUCAAGGACGUUUACGAGUCGGGUCCCAACGGCGAGGUGUACAAGGUGACUAUCGAGGACGACGUGGAUCUGGAUGACGAGGCUGCCGUCGAGGAAAUCGGCGACGACAACGACGACAACUUUGACUAUCUCCAGUACUCGCUGGAGAAAAACGCAAUUACCAUGGGCGACCUGCUCCAGUUCAACCUGAUCACCAAAGACGACUUACACCCUUCGAUGCUCUACAGACUCAAAAUUCUUGACGCGGAGAUUUUGCAUGUUUGA
Messenger RNA from Ogataea philodendri, 1704 nucleotides. RefSeq lists its product as uncharacterized. The coding region runs from base 1 to 1704 and encodes 567 amino acids. The transcript has a single exon. Lineage: Eukaryota; Fungi; Ascomycota; Pichiomycetes; Pichiales; Pichiaceae. Gene Ontology annotation, cellular component: cytoplasm. Gene Ontology annotation, biological process: phosphatidylethanolamine biosynthetic process; phosphatidylcholine biosynthetic process. The record is from RefSeq and is a predicted model, not a curated record. Gene Ontology annotation, molecular function: choline kinase activity; ethanolamine kinase activity.